AUGGGAACCACGGAGGCCACGCUGCGGAUGGAGAACGUGGAUGUGAAGGAGGAAUGGCAAGACGAGGACUUCCCCAGGCCUCUCCCAGAAGAGACGGGGAUGGAGUCACUGGGAAGCCCCACGGAAGACGAGACCACGUCCUCUCCUCCCAACACUCUGAACUUUAACGGGGCCCAUCGGAAGCGGAAGACACUUGUUGCACCUGAAAUCAACAUUUCCCUGGACCAGAGCGAGGGCUCCAUCCUCUCUGACGAUUUCCUGGACACACCAGAUGACCUGGACAUCAAUGUGGAUGAUAUUGAAACUCCUGAUGAGACAGAUUCCCUCGAAUUCCUGGGGAAUGGGAACGAACUGGAAUGGGAAGAUGACACCCCCGUGGCCACGGCCAAGAACAUGCCUGGGGACAGCGCAGACCUGUUUGGGGACGGGGGGACAGAGGAUGGCAGUGCCACCAACGGCCGGCUCUGGAGAACCGUCAUCAUCGGCGAGCAGGAGCACAGGAUCGACCUCCAGAUGAUCAAACCCUACAUGAGAGUGGUGACGCACGGAGGAUACUACGGGGAAGGUCUCAACGCCAUCAUCGUCUUUGCCGCCUGCUACCUCCCGGACAGCAACCUGGCAGAUUAUCACUACAUCAUGGAAAACCUCUUCCUGUACGUGAUCAGCAGCCUGGAGCUGCUGGUGGCUGAGGACUACAUGAUCGUGUACCUGAACGGGGCCACGCCCCGCAGGAGGAUGCCAGGCCUGGGCUGGCUGAAGAAAUGCUACCAGAUGAUUGACAGAAGGCUGCGGAAGAACCUCAAGGCCCUGAUCAUCGUGCACCCGUCGUGGUUCAUCCGGACCGUGCUGGCCAUCUCCAGACCCUUCAUCAGUGUGAAGUUUAUCAAUAAGAUCCAGUAUGUCCACAGCCUGGAGGAACUGGAGCAACUCAUCCCCAUGGAGCACGUGCAGAUCCCAGACUGCGUCCUCCAGUAUGAAGAAGAGAGGAUCAAGGCCAGAAAAGAAAGGGCAGAGGAGAAGCAAGACAUGGCUGAGAGGGAAAGCAGGCCCGUGCCCCCAGCAGAGGAUCAGGAGACCAGCAUGUCCUGAGUGGGAGCAGCACCGAGGAAUGGAGUAGGAGAAGGAGCAGCCUGGCAGUCACCCACCUCAACGACCUUUGGGGACAAGACCUUGCCACCACCUUCUUCCAAGCCCUGUAAAUCCUGGAGCCUGCCUCCUCUGCCUCCAAGAUGCAAACUCCUUUCA
Pseudopodoces humilis (Tibetan ground-tit) is the source of this 1245-nucleotide messenger RNA. RefSeq names its product ATCAY kinesin light chain interacting caytaxin (gene ATCAY). The record is from RefSeq and is a predicted model, not a curated record. Gene Ontology annotation, biological process: apoptotic process. Gene Ontology annotation, cellular component: cytoplasm. NCBI's taxonomy places the organism in Eukaryota, Metazoa, Chordata, Aves, Passeriformes, Paridae.